This is a messenger RNA of Diospyros lotus (date-plum), 2316 nucleotides long. RefSeq names its product phosphatidylinositol 4-phosphate 5-kinase 4-like. The transcript has 8 exons. Gene Ontology annotation, molecular function: ATP binding; 1-phosphatidylinositol-4-phosphate 5-kinase activity. Gene Ontology annotation, biological process: phosphatidylinositol metabolic process. The coding region runs from base 1 to 2316 and encodes 771 amino acids. The record is from RefSeq and is a predicted model, not a curated record. NCBI's taxonomy places the organism in Eukaryota, Viridiplantae, Streptophyta, Magnoliopsida, Ericales, Ebenaceae.
AUGAAGGCGUGGGAGGCUACGGUUCGAAAGACUCAGGCGGCUGCGAAGAAACGAGCCCACAGCAUCUUUGGAACGCCGUACGUGGCGCAUGCAGACGACGAUGACGAAGAAUACGAGCAAGAUGAAAUUUAUGCCGGCGGUGAUGGAAGCGGUGAGAUAUACCUUGCGGAUAGAGUUCUAUCCAAUGGUGAUUACUACACCGGCCAAUGGUGCGACAAUUUCCCGCACGGAACAGGGAAGUAUUUAUGGACAGAUGGGUGCAUGUACGUGGGAGAAUGGGCUAGAGGCAAGACAAUGGGGCGAGGAAGGUUCAGUUGGCCUUGUGGAGCUACCUAUGAAGGAGAAUUCAAGAAUGGUUAUAUGGAUGGGAAAGGUACAUUCACGGGCUCUAAUGGAGAUACGUAUAGAGGUUUUUGGGUUAUGAAUUUGAAACAUGGCAACGGCAUAAAGAACUUUGCCAGUGGCGACUGUUACGAUGGCGAAUGGUGCCGGGGAUUGCAGGAAGGGCAGGGCCGGUACCAAUGGAACAAUGGGAAUUACUAUGCUGGGGAGUGGAAGAAUGGGGUGAUUUCCGGUAAAGGGAAGUUCAUCUGGACUAAUGGGAAUAGGUAUGAUGGGUAUUGGGAAGAUGGGUUGCCAAAAGGAAAUGGAACUUUCCGAUGGGCAGAUGGAAGUUUCUAUGUGGGUAAUUGGAGCCAGGAUCCCAAGGAACAGAAUGGGACUUAUUAUCCAUCAGGGACAUCCCCAGAGGGAAAUUUUGAGUGGGAUCCUCAGGAGGUGUUCAAUGUCGAUUUGAGUGACUGUAAGGUUUGUCCGAAUGAGAAGAUCCCCAUCAUGCCAUCCCAAAAGAAGCUUGCAGUGUGGAGGUCCUCCAAGGCCGUGGAUAAUGGCAUAAGGCCAAGGAGAAUGUCUGUUGAUGGGAGAAUAGAUUCCGGUGUGGAUAAGGAGUUCAAUAGAAUGCGCAUGCUGGAGGGCGCCGGGCCUUCUUGUGAUUCUAAUUUUGAUAGGAAUUUUAUGGGUGGCAGGGACGAUGCGAGUAUGCACCUUGACAAUCCUUGUUCCAGAGGGAGCCCAAUUCGGAUACCAAAGGCCAUAAAGAGACAAGGGGAGACAAUUUCCAAGGGGCAUAAGAAUUACGAGUUAAUGCUCAAUUUGCAGCUGGGAAUCAGGCAUGCCGUCGGAAGACACGGUCCAGUUUCAACACUGGAUUUAAAAGCUUCAGCUUUCGAUCCCAAGGAAAAGGUCUGGACAAGAUUUCCUUCAGAGGGAUCCAAAUACACUCCACCACACCAGUCUAUUGAAUUUCGGUGGAAGGAUUAUUGCCCAUUAGUUUUUAGGACGUUGAGAAAAUUAUUCAAGGUGGAUCCAGCUGACUACAUGUUGUCCAUUUGUGGAAAUGAUGCACUUCGAGAACUCUCAUCUCCCGGAAAGAGUGGAAGCUUCUUUUACUUAACCAAUGAUGAUCGUUACAUGAUAAAAACAAUGAAGAAAGCAGAAGUAAAAGUCCUUCUAAGGAUGCUUCCAGCUUAUUACAAUCAUUUUCGUGCAUUUGAGAACACCUUAGUCACCAAGUACUUCGGCUUGCAUUGUGUAAAGUUAAAUGGUCCUGCUCAAAAGAAGGUUCGAUUUAUCAUUAUGGGAAAUCUCUUCUGUUCUGAGUAUACAAUUCACAGACGAUUUGAUCUCAAAGGAUCUUCCCUUGGUCGAAUGACGGAUAAACCAGAAGCUGAGAUUGAUGCAACUACCACUUUGAAAGAUCUUGAUGUUAAUUUCAUAUUUAGACUCCAAAAGACAUGGUUUCAAGAGUUUAGAAGGCAAGUUGACAGAGAUUGCGAGUUUCUUGAACAGGAAAGAAUCAUGGAUUAUAGCCUUCUAGUGGGCCUUCACUUUAGGGAUACAACCGAUUGCGGCGAUCUCAUUCCCUCCGGCUCCCGGACACCUACUGAUAAUGAAGAUCCGGAGACAGAGUCAUCAGUCCCUAGGCUUUCCAGAGCAGACGUGGAUCAGCUUCUUCUUGAUCCAGCAGCUUGGGCUAGCAUAAAGCUGGGAGUGAACAUGCCAGCGAGAGUAGAAAGAACCGAGAGGAAGAUCGACUGCGAGUUCCAGCUCGUCGGAGAUCCUACCGGCGAGUAUUACGACGUCGUGAUGUUCUUCGGCAUCAUCGACAUACUUCAAGACUAUGACAUCACGAAGAAGCUCGAGCACGCCUACAAGUCCAUCCAGUACGAUCCAACCUCGAUCUCGGCCGUCGAUCCGAAACAAUACUCGAGGCGCUUUCGCGAUUUCAUCUUCAAAAUCUUUGAGGAAGAUGCUUGA